This is a messenger RNA of Halichondria panicea, 1670 nucleotides long. Its product is annotated as protoporphyrinogen oxidase-like. The record is from RefSeq and is a predicted model, not a curated record. The transcript is spliced from 10 exons. Lineage: Eukaryota; Metazoa; Porifera; Demospongiae; Suberitida; Halichondriidae. The coding region runs from base 102 to 1550 and encodes 482 amino acids. Gene Ontology annotation, biological process: porphyrin-containing compound biosynthetic process. Gene Ontology annotation, molecular function: protoporphyrinogen oxidase activity, oxygen as acceptor.
UCGAUCAUUACCAAAAACACGUGGUGUUGACUUAAACAGUUGUUUACAUCUGAAUAUUAAUAAAGAUCUGCUUUCUUUGACCGUGUGGACAGACCUAAGCAAUGGCUCAGAGGAUUGCUGUGCUAGGUGGUGGCAUAUCAGGCCUGACUGCAGCCUGGAACCUGGCCAGUAGAGGCUCUGCUGCUGCUGCUGGAGGUGGUCUGGAGAUUGUCCUAUAUGAAGCCUCGAGUCGUGUUGGAGGAUGGAUGAAGACUCACACUACUAGUCAGGGAGCAGUGUUUGAGUGUGGGCCAAGGAGCUUACGUGUAACUGGUCACUCGGCCAAAACCACCAUGAAACUGGUGUCAGCAAUUGGUCUGGAGAAUGAAGUACUUCCAGUGAGGUCGUCCAGCAAGGCAGCUCAGAAACGCCUCAUCUACACUAAUAGAACUGGUCCAGUACAGUUACCGUCCGGCCCCUCUUGGCUGUUCAGGACCAAGCCUCCGUUCUCUAAACCUCUCCUAGGGGUUGUGCUCAGAGAGCUGCUGGCUAAAGCAGGCACUGAGGAUGAGAGUGUGUUUGAUUUUUUCAGCAGAAGGGCUGGGGACGAGGUUACCAACUACCUGGUGGACCCUCUCUGUCGUGGUGUGUAUGCCUCGAGUGCCAAAACAUUGAGUGUGAGAUCCUGCUUCCCUCAACUCGUAGAGCUGGAGUCUAAAUACGGGUCACUGGUGAAGGGCAUGCUCCUCGACAGAUUGAACAAAGAUAGCACAGAGGUAUCUGCUCUAAGUCAGAGGGCCAAAGACGAGCGUUGGUCAGUGUACACGUUCAGGGAUGGUCUGCAGACUCUACCAGAUACUCUGCUCACUAACAUCAAGGAGAGGGGGGUCACUGUGAAAAUGGAACAACCGUGUACCCAGCUGGUAUUUAAAGACGGGAAAGCAAUGGUGAAAUCUGGUGAAGCAACAGAAGUGUUCGAUAAUGUGGUCUCCACAGUGUCCGCCCAAGCCCUCUCUCAGAUGCUGUCAGGGGAGCAGUCCCAGUUGAGUGAUGACUUGUCCUCUAUCCCCAGCGUGACAGUGGGUGUGGUGGGCCUGGAGUACAGAGCAGGGGACAUCGUACCACGAGACUACAGAGAGGCGUUUGGUUACCUUGUCCCAUCGUCUGAGUCGUCUCGUAUACUGGGUGUGGUGUUUGACUCGGCCAGCUUCCCCUCUCAGAACAGAAGAGACGGACCCUCCACCAGACUCACUGUGAUGAUGGGAGGUGAAUGGUUUAAUGGUUUGUUUGGAGAUCCCGGCUCUGUGCAUGAAGACACUCUCUCACAGAUUGCCCUCGAGGAGCUGAACAGACAGAUUGGAAUAACAGCUCCACCCUCAUUCAUCAACACUGCUAUUCUAAGAGACAGUAUUGCACAGUAUACUGUUGGACACAGCGAUAAACUAAACUCGAUCUCAGAGCGAGUGUCUGGCCUCCCCCUGUCCCUAUGUGGAGCCUCGUACAGAGGAGUCAGUGUCAAUGACUGUGUGCAUUAUGCCGUUGAGGCCACUAACAAAAUAUUGCAGAGGUAGCUUAUCCUCUCAUAUACAUGUACGACAUUGAAGCCAUUUUCAAAUUGUUACGUCAAAAAUUUAUUUUUUAUUUUGUGCUGUGUCAUGUAUAUAAAUUAAAUAAUCGUUAGCUGUCACAUG